UAAAGUCUGACAGACACUCACAGAGACAGAGCUAACCGGACCUCACCUACAUCACCAUGUCCCAGCAGAGACGACCAGUGGGUGGGAAGGCUGAGGUGAACCGGGCAGUGGUGGUGUCCGUGGCCGAGUUUUACCCCGGGGUGAAAAUGGGGAACAGGGCCGGAGCGAAGAGGGACGCCAAGAGGCUCCACGGUACCCUCAGCAGGCGGGGUUUUAAGGUGGAAUUGCACAGCGACCUCAGCGGCGCCGAAAUCUACGAGCUGUUUGAGAAAGAGAGCAGGCGGCCUGUGAAGGACUGCUUCCUGGCUGUCUUGUCGUCUCACGGGGAGGAGGACUGCGUGUUCGGAGCUGACGGGAAACCCGUCCGGCUGUCUCGAAUCUUUGCAUAUUUUGACAACGAGUGCAUGGAGAAAAAGGCCAAAGUGUUCCUCAUACAGGCGUGUCGGGGAGACGCUCUGGAUGAUGGAGUUGAGGUGGACUCGGCUGGUGACGCCACUGACUGCAGCUUCUCACUCCACCUCUCUGUUCCUGUAGAUACAGCUGUGAUGUAUGCCACGCCCCCAGGUUACGGAGCCUUCAUGAGCCUGCAUGGAUCUGUCUUCCUGCAGACGUUCUGCACGUUGUUGGAGGACGAGGCCCAUCAGAAACUAGAGCUGACUCGCCUGAUGACCCGCCUCUCCCACAGGGUGGCCUACACCUUCCAGGCCAAAGGUCGUGAGCUGGGUGGGAAGAAAGAGAUGCCAUGCUUCCUGACACGACUGACCAGAGAGGUGUUCCUGUCCUCAGAACCGGAGAGAGACGGAAAAGCAGCGGGAAUCUCAGCCAUGUUACUGGUCGGCACUGAGAGCACCAGAACGCGGACACCUUCCAUCAGUUAGAACAAAUCAUGGCAGAGCGCAUGGAGGAAUGGAAAUGAUCUUGUUUUUGUGUGACGUCGUUCUGAAACUGUGUGAAGAAAAUGUUUCGCAUGUCCUGUACAUACAUCCAUGUAUACACUUCAUUAUUUAUCUGCAAAUACACAAUGUUUGAUACAA
Molecule: messenger RNA, 1034 nt
Organism: Oreochromis aureus
Lineage: Eukaryota; Metazoa; Chordata; Actinopteri; Cichliformes; Cichlidae
Product: caspase-3-like
Exons: 4
Coding region: 57-878 (273 amino acids)
Biological process (GO): proteolysis
Molecular function (GO): cysteine-type endopeptidase activity
Source: RefSeq, a predicted model, not a curated record